AGGGCUGUGGAAAACAAGAGGCUAUCAAGUACAUUGGAAGCGACCCAUUCGGCUGUUGCGAACCUAGAGAGUGAUCUGAGCGCCUGCCUCCAUCGUCGCCCGUCGCUAGCGGCUGCUUCUCUUUCCUCUUCGUCUCCACCAGGGACCGUUGCCGCAGCCAUGGGCAAAGGCGACCCCAAUAAGCCCCGGGGCAAAAUGUCCUCCUAUGCUUAUUUCGUUCAAACGUGCCGUGAAGAGCACAAGAAAAAACACCCGGACUCUUCGGUCAACUUUUCCGAGUUCUCCAAGAAAUGCUCCGAGCGAUGGCGGACAAUGUCUGCAAAAGAAAAGUCUAAGUUUGAAGAUAUGGCGAAGGGUGACAAAGUUCGUUAUGACAGAGAGAUGAAAAACUAUAUUCCUCCUAAAGGGGAGAAGAAGAAGAAAAAGGACCCAAAUGCUCCCAAAAGACCACCAUCAGCUUUCUUCCUGUUUUGUUCUGAACAUCGUCCAAAGAUAAAAACUGAUCAUCCAGGAUUGUCUAUUGGGGACACAGCGAAAAAAUUAGGUGAAAUGUGGUCUGAGCAAACUGCUAAAGACAAACAACCUUUUGAGCAGAAGGCUGCAAAGCUAAAGGAAAAAUAUGAGAAGGAUGUUGCAGCAUAUCGUGCCAAGGGUAAGAGUGAUGCAGGGAAGAAGGGUCCAGGUAGGCCAGCAGGUUCCAAGAAGAAGGCAGAACCUGAAGAGGAGGAUGAAGAAGAGGAAGAAGAGGAGGAGGAGGAAGAAGAGGACGAAGAAGAGGAUGAAGAAGACGAAGAGUAAAGUUGUGACCUGCUGUAAAGAUUUGUGCUCAAAAGUCCAUGAUUUUGCUAAGAAUGUGAAGUCGAGUGCAGCUCAUUGUUAGCUUCAGUAUAAAAACUGUACAGAAUUGUGUAUAGGUAAUGUGAUUCUCAGUAGGGAGACCUGUAUUCUAAUGUAAGUAGUAGCAAAAGGCCACUACUGUUAGAUUUAAAAGCUGGUAUUGUCAAAUGUUCUGGCAUAUUUAAUGGUUCUUUGAAAUUCAGUGACUGCUUGAUUUUGAGCAAAGUAAAAACCAUGGUAGGAAAAUAGUCAACCUUGUCUUGCAUACUAUUGCAUUGUAUUACUUUUUUAACAAUUUUGUAAUAAAAUGAUGUACAUUAUUCUUGUUACUAUACUGUAGUGUAAUUACUCAGGGUUGAAAUGGCUAAGUUGUAAGUUUUAGCAUAUACCAGAAAUAAUAACAUUAAGGGUGUUUACAACUAAACAGGCUGAUAAAUAUUUCCACUUCUGGGAAUGGGGAAUUAGUACAAGCAAAUUCUCAUUUUCUCGGCUGUGCACUGAACAUCAGCUGACAAGUGUAUCACAAGCCUUUAAACAGCUGGCUUGUAACAUGGGCUUGCUGUAUGGAAAAACCUUGUAUAGUAUGCCUAGGGCAACAAAGUCUAUAAGAGAUACUAAAAUCCCAGAAAUAUACUUUUCUAGAGGUUGCUUAGUUGUAGCACAAUGAAGCCAUAAACCCAGCUGGGAUGUCUGGUUCUACCUGGGAAGCCAGAUGUUUGUCUCAAGCUUGGCAAUGCUGUAGUACAAGUUACAGUGUUUGAGAGCCACUUCUCCCCCUGUACCUUACAGUUUCACAGAAAAUUUAUUGUGGCUUUUGAUGUUAUGGAUGUUGCUUUAGAGAGCUGCAUGUGUCAAAUUUAUAUCACUAGCUAUUUUGGUAUCAACAGGCUUGUGGUUCCUUUGUGGGAAAUGCUGUUUUCUGUUUUCUAAAGUGCUCCAAAUAUAAAAGCAGACCAGGAAAGGUUUAGAUUGCACUUGCUUUCAAGAAUAGGUGCCUUGCUGCUUUCAUCUCAGUUACUGUCUGGUAUGUUUUCUUUUUUAAAAAAAUACAUCCCUGAAUACAGGAUUGUGGGGGCAAUUAUGAGUUUGCUACCGGUAUAUUUGGGCAGGGGAAACAUACAGCUAGAAUGGGAGGAGCUAACUUUGGCUCAAGAUACAUGGGGAUUCUCUUAGUAUGAUGUGCGCUUCUAUACUGCUAGAACUGACCUUUCAUAUGUAGCAGCUGCCUCAAUUGUGAAAAUUCCAGCUGGUAUGAGUUGGUACUGAGUGGUUAACCUCACAUACUGAAAUGUAUGCUAGAUCUUUAAAAAUCAAAAAAUACUAAUUUGGAUGUGGGUUGGCAGCUUCAUUACCUAUGCAAUAAAGAUUGAUAUUUGGUUUUUUUAA
Molecule: messenger RNA, 2223 nt
Organism: Elgaria multicarinata webbii
Lineage: Eukaryota; Metazoa; Chordata; Lepidosauria; Squamata; Anguidae
Gene: HMGB2
Product: high mobility group box 2
Exons: 5
Coding region: 160-798 (212 amino acids)
Biological process (GO): regulation of transcription by RNA polymerase II
Molecular function (GO): DNA binding, bending
Source: RefSeq, a predicted model, not a curated record